AUGAAGGCAAGCGUGGCUCUUGCGUUGUUAGCGGGAACCUGCGGAGUGGUCGUGAAUUCAGUGACCGGUCAAGACAACGAUUACUCCUGGUACGAUUCGAGCGGCGACGGGAGCGAUGACUACCACGAAAACGACUACUUCCCCGCGUAUGUUGGUAAUUUCCUCUCCGGAAGGACCCAUGGCGACGCGAGGCCUUUAUCGCCAUCCUAUUCUCCCGCCGGCACAACCAGACCCGCGCUCACGUCCCUGCACACGAUACAUUCCUACCCUCCUUCAGGCGGGUCUCCAGCUCCCUGGUUCCCGCCGCCCCAACUUCCAAGCGACUCCCUCAUGCCUGUCCGGACACCGGGUGCCGGGCCAGGACCCAUUCCUCCACCGACGACAACAAUACAGUCAUUAUUAUCUGCUUUCUCAUCGUCAGUGCUCCCUCAGAGACGGUCUUCCUCUCUGCCCCUUCCCCAUCAAGUUCUCAACAGGAGGGAUCAGGGGAAACAAAUUGGCUCUCGAAGUGAUGUUAUCAGUUCGAACGAACUUGGCUCAGGGGUCUCUAGUGGUUUAGAGGGAAACUUACUCACUGGGGUUGAUGGUAGAGAGAGAGCCGGGGUUUUAGAAUCUAAAAUUUGGGGCUUCGGUAGGCAGGAAAGCUUUAGUGAGGAAGAUUUGAGGCCUGAACUGUCUACGAGGGAUGAGACCGAAUUUGAAGUACAAUCCGGGAAUGAAGAUGGCGAUUAUUUUUACGAGGAAGAUAACUUUAUUGGAGAGUCGACUGAAGCCAUCGAUGACGAAAUUAAUAUUUAUGAAGACGUUAUAGAGGAAAAUGAUAUUAUCCUCGUGAACCGUCAGCUUGAGGUACCAUACGGAAGAGUCAGGUACUUGGACUCUGAGAAUGACCUGAAAAUAAAGGUUUUGCCAGGUCAUCGUUGCCAAGUAAUGGUGAUUAAUAACGAACCUCUGACUCAGCGGCCUGGUAAACUCACGCCAUCAAAUUUUACCUGCAACUUUGGCCUGAACGAAGUCCAGUACACGCACCUGGGCGGUCGACACCUGUCGGAGGACACAGUCAAACUGCUGCUGCGGUACGACACCCACCGAGACACCUUCAUCGUCCCCUUCACCCUCUCCACAAGAAUUCUGUACGACAUGCAGCUGGAGGUGGUGAUCAAGCUGGUGCCUCUCAACGUAGACAAGCUCUUGGGCAUCAGCAACCAGAUCGACAGAGGCAACAUCGUCCUUGCCUUCGACGACUCCCGCCACGAGUGCAAGAUCACGCUCCUUCAGAAGUCCUUGGGCUUGCCCAGGUAUGGUACUGUAGUUUCUGACACGGGCAACAUUUUUACAGAUUACAUGCAUACCUGCUAUAAGUUUCUAGAGUCAGGAAUUAGGUAUCAACAUACUGUGGAAUCCUCUACCAAAUUAGACUACAUCCCAGCCAAGGUGGAGCUGUAUGAUAAAAACUCCAUGAUGCUACUCAAGCAGGAGUACUUCCAGUUCCCAGUUCGCAUCCACCCCGGGAGAGAUAAUACACCGCCAAGCGUGUCUUUUGAGAGUCUGCUCCUUUUGGAUGUAAACCAGUUUGUUAUGACGGCGCUGACGAGGUUAGUGGUGACGGCGGUGGACAGGGAAACCCCGGCAGAGCGACUAAUAUUCAACGUGACCAAACCGUUGCGUCGCGGGGAGGGUACGCUAGUCAGCACUGCUGACCAGAACGUGCCCGUCGCCUCAUUCCUCCAGAGAGAUGUCACAAACUUGAAGAUCGCGUACAAACCGCCGGCUGAGGACUCCAACUCCAAACGAGUUUUCGAAGUCGAGUUGGAAAUUCUUGACGAUGAGGGCCUGUCCUCACCGCCAUUUAAAGUUAUGAUCGUUGUGAACCCGAAGAUGACCAUGGCGCCUAUCGCCACCAAGAACGAUGGAUUAGAGCUGCUCGAGGGACAGUCUCGGAGCCUUAGUUCAGCAAGGAACCUUGAAAUCGCCGACGAGGACAACUUAGCAGACGUGACGCUAACGAUCAUAGGUGGUUUGCAGCAUGGGCAGCUACUGCUGAUGGGCGCUCAAACCAAGAUCUUUUCUCCAGCUGACCUUGACACGGGGGCAGUGGUGUACCAACACGACCACACCGACACCUACACUGACAACCUCCUCCUGAGGAUGAGUGACACCCAGCACGAAGUGGAGUUCCUCUUCCCCAUCACCAUCUUUCCCGAGGAUGAUGAACCACCUAUUGCCCACGUCAAUACUGGGCUCGAGGUGAGGAAAAACGAGGAAGUGGUGGUCACGCCCUUCCAACUGAGCGCCACAGACAUCGACAGUGAUGACGCCAACAUUACUUUCAUCCUCCAGGAACCUAAGCCAAGGCUGGGAAUGCUGGUCCUUCGUCGUCCCUCGCUCCCGCCCAACCCAGAGCGCUGGCAGUACGUCAAUAAUCAGUACGAGAAGUCGGCGAUGGUGUGGACACAGAGGGAUAUAACUGACGGUUUCGUGCACUAUGUCCAUCGCGGGGCUCAGCAGUGGGCUCCAGUGAUAGACAGGGUAUACUUCAAACUCAGUGACAACAGCGAGCCCCCAAAUGAGUCCGAAACUAUGGAAAUAACCGUCAAAAUCCUGCCAGUGGAUGAUACACCUCCCGAGUUAAGCAGUGGUUGCUCACUGUCACUCAUGGUUCACGAACACGAGCUCACGCCGCUCACGAAAGAGAAUCUAUGCUACACUGACCUGGACUCCAAGAACACUUCCUUGAUAUAUCGAAUCCAGCCUCUACAUAAUGUCGAUGUAAAUGACCCAAUGUCUCCAGGAAGCCUCGUUCUGGCGGAGUCCCCAGAGACAAUCGUUGAAUCAUUUACUCAAGCUCAGAUCAACCAUCAUAAAAUUUCCUUCAAACCACCGGAUCAAGAAAUUGGAAUCGUUCCAAGAAUCAUCCAGUUCAGGUUUCAAGUGGAGGAUGAGAACAGGAAUCACCUUUCUGGACAGACAUUCACCAUUUUCUUGACACCUGUUGACAACCAGCCGCCGGAGGUGGUCAACAGAGGGCUGCAGCAGGUGCAGGAGAGGAGCGAAGUGAUCAUCACCAGGCAGCACCUGGACGUCUCUGACCCAGACACAGAUGUGGACAACUUGGUGUUUAAAGUAACACAACUGCCCAGUCACGGGAGCCUCUUGUACAGCACCCUCGCCCUGGCCACAGGAAAUGAGUUCACCCGAAGAGACAUCAUCAACAAGUUCAUCCGGUACGUUAACAAUGGCAAAGAUGAGAUGGAUCAAGAUAGCUUCAACUUGGAGGUGACAGAUGGGGUUCACACUAUGCCCAUCAUCUUCUUUAUCCAGAUCGAACCUAUCGACGACGAGCCGCCUCAGCUGCUGGAACAGGAGUCCAACGCCGUAGGCGCCAUGGUCAGGGUUCUGGAGGGUAAAGAGGCAUUCAUCUCCACCAAUGUUCUCAGGGCCACCGACCCAGAUUCAGAUUCAAUCCGACUCACGUUCAUUGUCCAGGAAGCACCUAUUUAUGGAAGAAUCCUGCUCGAUGGAGUUCCUACUUCGAGCUUCACACAAAUGUCAAUAGAAAGAAAGGAAGUAACAUACAAGCAUGAUGGCGGCGAGAUUGGAAAGUCGUCAAUCACUGAUAACUUCACCCUUAUUCUCUCUGACAUGUCUGAUGAGUACAUAUAUGGCGGCAACAGACUCGAGCGGGUCAUGGUCAACAUAACCAUCGAGCCAGUCGACAACAUUGCUCCCCAAGUGUUUAUAAACUCGGCCAUCACCGUCGACGAGUCAUCCAAGACACCCAUAACAUCCCAGCACAUCAAUGUGAGCGACUCCGACACCGAAGACACGAAGCUAACUUGCGUCAUCACCCAUCAGCCGAGGAACGGCUAUGUGGAAAACACGUCCCCCAGCCCAGGUCAUCAGAGGUCGAGGAAGGGCAUACCCGUCACGUCCUUCAGCCUGAGCGACGUCAUGUUAGGUUAUCUUAACUACGUUCAGAGUGUUUACAUCAAGGUGGAGCCCAGGGAGGAUCAACUCGUCUUCCACUGUACGGACGGUGUCAACAGGUCCCCUGAUGUGACUCUACACAUUUAUAUUGAACCUUACAAUGAUGAAAUACCAGAAUUAUUUAUAAAGGAAUUCAUUGUAAUGGAAGGGAUGGAUCUGAUCCUCGAACCUCCAGUUAUUGAAGCUACUGACGGAGAUUACCCAAAGGAACAACUCACUUUCACGGUGUCUAGGAAGCCUAAAUACGGUAGGCUGUUGCAACAUGGUCCAUCUGGGUUUAAGGUUAUCGAUCAGUUUACCAUGGGAGACCUGAACACCUCAUCCAAGAUUAUGUACAACCAUGACGACAGCGAGACCACAGAAGAUAACUUUGAACUGCAGCUGACGGACGGGGACCCGGAGCAUCAAGUGAAGAAGGAUAUCAAAGUCAAGAUUCUCCCAGUAAACGACGAAGCACCCAGACUCGCCGUCAACACCCUCCUCGAGGUUGACAUCCAAGAGGCAACCAUAAUCACCAACAAGGAGCUGAUGGCUAAAGACCUGGAUUCACAUGAUCAAAACAUCACCUACAUCAUCCGCACGGCUCCCAGAUUCGGAGUAAUCGAGUUUUUGGAACAUAAAACUCUAGUACGCUUACUGGACCUCACUUCCGGGAUGACUUUCACCCAGAAAAACAUUGACGACGGCGUGAUCCAGUACAGACACACUGGAAUUCCUGGAGUGAGGGACGCUCUCAAGUUCGACCUGUCGGAUGGCAAAAACACGAACUCUGACAGAAUCUUCUAUAUCAAUAUUAAGGGUGAGGAUAACACGUAUCCAGACGUUGUUAACAAAGGUGUUGAGCUCCCCGAGGGAGGGAGAGUGGCCUUGACAACAGAAAUUCUCAGCACGAGUGACCUCAACAGCCCAGAUGAACUUCUGAAAUUCACUAUUACCAGAAUGCCUUCCAAGGGACACCUGGAGGCGACGAACACGCCAGGUAUCCCACUCAUCAGCUUCACACAGCUUCAGCUCGCAGGAAACAAAGUCUUCUAUAUCCACGACUCCACAGAUGAGGUGAAGAUGGACUCCUUUGAGUUUGUGGUCACAGACGGCUUCAACUCUGUCUUCAGGACCUUCCGAAUUUCCAUUAGCGACGUUGACAACAAGAAACCGGUGCUAUUCGUUGGAGAGCUGAAAGUUCAGGAAGGGGGUUCGAAGAUCAUCACGCCCUUCGAGCUUAAGCUGGAGGACCGAGACACGGCACCCAGUCUCUUGAGGUUCACAGUGACACGCAUCCCUCUGCAUGGCAAGCUCCUCUUCAACACCACGAGCGUCACUCGCCAGUUUACCAUGUCCGACCUGGAGGCUAACCUUAUUACGUACCACCACGACGGGUCGGAAACGUCGUCCGACCAGAUUCAUUUCAUCGCCACCGACGGCACUCACGCCGACUUCUACGUGUAUCCGAACACCGACCGUGUCACCCGCAAACCCCAGCGGCUUCCCGUAAGGGUGCAGCCAGUGGACAAUGGCGUUCCUCAACUUGUCGUGAAUGAAGGCGCCUCGUUCCUCGCGCCAAUGGGCGAAGACGGAGAAGGGCCGUUGGGGUUUGUGUUGUCUCAUCGCGUACUGGCGGUGGAGGACCGGGACACCCCACCGGAAGCGCUGACGUACCGGGUCGAGGUGCUGCCCCGGUGCGGCCAACUGGUGACCGCAGACCUUCACAACGUCUCUAUCACUUCCUUUACGCAAGCAAGAGAUGGGAGAAUUGUAAGCAGCGCUUUGGAAGCAGAAGUUGUCAACAUUGAGGUCGGCGUCCGCAUGCAGAUGUCACCAGAUGGUCCCGCCCAGCGCCUCCCGCUGGGCCUCCUUGUUCACCUCAACAACCUUCUAAAUUGUGUAAAUGAACUGGCGUUGUGUCGUCCUACAGCAGAUGUGAACGAGCAAGACGUCGUAUACCGCCUCGGAGACGACGCCGUCUGCGACACAAGCGACUCCUUCAGCUUCUCCGUCGUCGACAGAGGAGGGAACCGCCUGGAGCUGCAGGAGUUCCGGCUGGAGUGGUCAUGGGUCAGCCUGGCCAGCGCUGCCUACCACGUCCACGAGACCUCCUCCCACCUCCUGGUCACUCUCCGGAGGCGAGGUUACCUGGGUCACACCUCCUUCAUUACCAUGGAGCUGGGGAACGAGACGGCCAGCGUGACAGAGGACCUCCACCGUUCCUACGCCCGCCAGGUACAGUUCAACCCGGGUCAGACGUCAGCCGAGUGGCGGGUGAGAGUAGUGGACGACGGAGUGUUCGAGGGCGCGGAAACCCUCACCCUCACCUUGCGGCGCCCCGUCAUGACCGCCCUCGAAUUUCCCUUCCGCGCCUUCGUCACCAUCAGCGACGACGAGGACGCGAGCCGUGUGGAGUUCGACGUCGAGGAGUACAAGGUCGAGGAGGACGUCGGGGAGGUGGAGGUGCUCCUCGUGCGACACGGGGACGCUUCUCGUGAACUGGUCGUUACCUGCACCACACACACCUCGUCUCGCCCAGGCUCGUUAUGA
Molecule: messenger RNA, 6519 nt
Organism: Procambarus clarkii (red swamp crayfish)
Lineage: Eukaryota; Metazoa; Arthropoda; Malacostraca; Decapoda; Cambaridae
Source: RefSeq, a predicted model, not a curated record